Messenger RNA from Dufourea novaeangliae, 2195 nucleotides. RefSeq names its product protein penguin (gene peng). Gene Ontology annotation, molecular function: mRNA binding. Bases 69 to 1934 code for a protein of 621 amino acids. The record is from RefSeq and is a predicted model, not a curated record. Lineage: Eukaryota; Metazoa; Arthropoda; Insecta; Hymenoptera; Halictidae. The transcript is spliced from 2 exons. Gene Ontology annotation, cellular component: nucleolus. Gene Ontology annotation, biological process: regulation of translation.
AUAGAAGCCCAUGCAAGCUUAGAACAUUAUAUAAUUAUUUGUUUAAGUAAUCUUCAGAGUAUUGCAAAAUGGCAAAACGAAAAGAAAAUAUUAAUGCUGAACCAACUUCCAAGAAGAAUAAGAAAUCGCUAAAGGAUACUGUCAAUAAUGAUAAUGCAAGUAAUCAGAUUAAAGGUAUCGGAGAUAAGCCUAAAGUUAAAGAAGAGAAAAGAAGAAAGUAUGAGAAAGCCUUACCAAAUGCUUUGAAGGAAAAUCGUAAACGCGAUAUGAAAGAUGAAAAGGGAAAUGAUAAAAGCUCGUCAGAAACGGAAAAACCUAAUUGGAUGGAAAUUAAGAAGCAGAAGAAGGAACUGAAGGAAAAAUAUAAGGCAAAAAAAUUGAAUAACAUUUAUGAUGUAACAAUCAGAGCGAAGCAAAUUGGUGAAAAGUUAAGAAGGUCAGAUUGUAAACCACUGGAACGUAAGAAAUUGAUUUUACAAGUUCACGAUUUAUUAAAAAGUCAUUAUAGUAAAGUAAUGCUUACGCAUGACUUAUCUCGUAUAAUUCAAUGGAUGAUCAAAUAUGGUGACCAACAAAUUCAGAAAGAUAUUUUCAGUGAAUUGAAACCGACACUUGUAGAUAUGAUAUCAUCCAAAUAUGCAAAGAACUGCGUUAAAGGUAUGUUGAAAUAUGGACCAUGGGAAAUGAAACAUGAAAUCAUUUCUGCUUGCUAUGGUAAAGUUGUAAAACUCAUGAGUCACUCUAUAUCUGCACCAUUAUUAGAACUUAUGUAUACAAAGUAUGCGAAACACAUAGAAAAGGUAUACUUCAAACAGGAAUUUUAUGGAGACAUGUAUAAACAAGCAAAGGAUAAAGGAAUUAAGUCCUUGACUGAUGUAUUUAAGUCUGCGGAGAAUAUGAAAUCGGCAACAUUGUCUGCUGUAAAAGGAAAUCUAACAAGGAUAUUAAAUAAAAACCUUUCGCGCUUCACGUUUGUGCAAUGCAUUCUUUUGGAGUACUUAAACGAAUGUUCGACCGAAGAUAGAUCAGAAAUGAUAGCUAUGUUGAAAGAUUCGAUAGUAGAAUUGUCUCAAACUAAACCUGGUUCGAAAAUUGUUGUACUUUGUAUAUGGCAUAGCACAAACAAAGACAGAAAGACGAUAAUGAAAGGUCUUAAGGAAAAUGUAAAGACUGUCUCCAUGUCCGAGCAUGGACAUUUAAUCUUGCUGGCUUUGUUUGAUUCGGUAGAUGAUACUGUCCUUGUGAAGAAAAUUAUACUUUCAGAAAUUCAGAAAGAUCUGACAGAGAUAGCGUUAAAUGAACACGGGAAAAAUGUAAUUUUGUAUUUAGUAGCCAGAAGAAGUCCCCGUUACUUCCAUCCUAGUACAAUUACAUACUUACAACAAGGAGACAAGAAUGAAACAAGCAAAAAACCAGCAGACAUUAAGGAAAAAGAACUCGUUGAAGGUAUCUCUAAUACGCUUUUAGAAACCUUAGUGCAGAAUACUGCAACUUGGAUGUCAAACAGCUCUAUCGCCAUGGUCACUUUAGCAGUACUGAAUGCAGGUAGUGGGGAAAAGUUGAAACAAGCCUUCGAAUCUAUUGCCAAAUACAUCACAGACUCACAGACAAGAAUUAAAGAAGGAGACGCUGAACAUAAGGUUGUUGAGCACGCAGGUUUACACAUGAUGCUAAAAAAACUCAUACAAAACGAUGAAAAAUUACAGGGGAGAAAUGAAACUACGUUCGGAGAAAUUCUAACUAGUCAUUUAAAUGUAAACAUUAUACAGGAGUGGAUAGAAUCCAAUAGAGGAUGCUUCUUACUAAUAUUUUUAUUAGAGAAUGAAACUGCUUCUACGGUACAAGCUCUGCAUUCUAAAUUGAAACCGGUGAAAAAUGCUUUGGCAUCCAAAACGAGUCCUGGAGCUGCAAUUUUACUUAAAAAAUUGAGUUGAACAAAACAUUCGCACAGAUGAAUUGUACAGGGUGCUCGUUUUAAGAGCAAAUGCAAGAAUGAGUCAAAUGUAAUUAUCAGGACCAACUGUAAAUUGAUAUAGUACAAUUUAUUUGUAAUAUAAAUACUUACAAUAUAUUCAGUCAAAUCCAAAUUCAAGAUUAUAUUCUGAUCCAUUUUUUUUUAAUUUUUGAUUUGUAGCUUAUACGAAUGAUUACUUAUGUAAACACGAUAAAUAAUAUGAAAUUAUGGUCAUUAUCAA